This is a messenger RNA of Elaeis guineensis (African oil palm), 1770 nucleotides long. The record is from RefSeq and is a predicted model, not a curated record. NCBI's taxonomy places the organism in Eukaryota, Viridiplantae, Streptophyta, Magnoliopsida, Arecales, Arecaceae.
AUGGCCAUGGCUUCUGAGUCUCAUAUUCUGUGCCUCCUGCUGUUUCUUUUCCCUCUCUCCAUCACUGCUCAAACUAAAGGCAGAAUAACCUUGGGCUCCUCCUUGUCCACCCUUGAAGAAAACACCUCAUGGGCUUCUCCCUCUGGAGAAUUUGCCUUUGGCUUUCGCCGUAUCGCCGACACGAACCUCUACCUUCUUGCAACGUGGUUCGACAAGAUUCCCAACAAAACCAUCACUUGGUAUCCGACACCGAGCAAUACUGAUCCAACCGUGCAGACAGGAUCUGAAGUCAAGCUCACCAGUGAUGGCCAGCUCGUGCUCAGCGACCAAAACGGCCAGGAGAUAUGGAGUGCAGAGACGAGCAACGUCAGCUACGCUGCCAUGCUCGACACCGGCAACUUCGUCCUAGCAAGCAACGGUUCAAGUUAUCUGUGGCAGAGCUUCGACCACCCCUCACACACCCUGCUGCCUGGCCAGGUGCUGGAUCCAAGCAACUCGCUUUUCUCCCAUCAAUCGGACUCCAACUACUCUAUCGGAAAAUUCCAACUUCAGAUGCUUAAUGGAAAUGUCGUGCUUAAUCCGAUAGCUCUCCCCACCAAAAAUAGCUAUGAUGCUUAUUGGACCAGUACAAACACUCAGGGCUCUGGAUCAAGCCUCAGCUUCGAUCUAUCAGGAUACGUGUACAUUGAGAUGCGGAACGGUAGCUCAGUCAAUCUCACCUCGGGGGACACCUCCACAGCAAAAGAAUUCUACCAGAGGGUGACACUCGAUCCAGAUGGUGUAUUGAGGAAAUAUAUCUACCCGAGAAAUGGCACCACGGGGAGCUGGAAGCCAUCAUGGUCUACUUCAUGGUGGGUUCCUGAAGACAUUUGCAAUUCAGCAUUGGUGCAGAUUGGCAGCGGUAUUUUUAUUGCAGUGAAGCAGUUAAAGAAGUUUGUGCAAGAAGGAGAGAAGGAAUUCAAAACAGAGAUGAAAGCAAUUGGCCGGACACAUCACAGGAAUCUAGUCCAAUUGCUGGGGUACUGCGACGAGGGACAGCAUCGCCUCUUGGUGUAUGAGUUCAUGACCAAUGGCUCUCUAGCAAGGUUCCUCUUUGGAAGCAAAAAACCUAGUUGGGAUAAGAGGAUGGACAUCGCCUUUGGAACAGCUAGGGUUCUCGUAUACCUGCAUGAAGAGUGCAGCUCUCAGAUCAUCCAUUGUGAUAUAAAGCCUCAGAACAUCCUUUUGGAUGACUGUUACACAGCCAAGAUAGCUGAUUUUGGAUUGGCGAAGCUUUUGGAGACCGACCAGGCCAGAACAAUUACUGGUAUUAGAGGGACUAAAGGGUAUGUCGCGCCUGAGUGGUUCAAGAGUAGACACAUCACAGCUAAGGUGGAUGUGUAUAGUUUUGGGGUCUUGUUGCUGGAGAUCAUUUGUUGCAGAAAGAAUGUAGAAAUGGAGAUGGGAUGUGAUGAGAAGGCGGUGCUUGUGGAUUGGGCUUACGACUGCUAUAUGGAAAGGAGACUGGAGAUGUUGGUGGAGGAUGAUGCGGAGGCCAAGAGUGAUGCUGCAAGGCUCGAGAGAUUGGUGAGAAUUGCUAUUUGGUGUACUCAGGAGGAUCCUUCUUUGAGGCCUUCCUUGAAGGAGGUGGUCCAGAUGCUGGAAGGAACAAUAGAAGUACCUGCACCCCCAGAUCUCUCGUAUAUCAGCUCUCGCAAUUGGGUCUUCAUCUUUAUUCUAGCAUACUUCUGUUUCUUUAGUUUGUUCUUGUGCAAGUGUCAUGCCCCCUAA